UUAUUUUCUAAAACUAGUGUAAUUGUCAGGAACCCAUUAGCAGUUGGGCGAGUUGGGGUUGCAUUGGCAGAUUGCAGUGCAGAAGAGAGCAAAUCGGCAAUGGCAGAAGACAACCUCUUCCAAGGUUUGCCACCUCCUUCGGCAACUCCUCCGUCUUCCAACUCACAACAACAACAACAACCGCGUAAAUCCACGGUUGCGACAAACACAAAUCCAUCUCCAGUUCCACCUCCUGCUCUCAAAAGCGCCCUCAAGCGCUCCAACCCACCUCAACCCACUUCUGAAAAAGCCGCCACUCCUGGAAAACGGUUGAGGUUUAAAACUAUGACAGAUGUCUCAGAAAAGCAAAUUUUAGAUGCCAUGCAGAAGAUUGCAUCACAUAUCAAGAACCUUACAAAGUUUGCCAAGGCUUCGAAGCUUGCCAUACAGUUGAUUCAGGCUGGUAAUGUGAAACCUGGAACUAGUGAUCACUUCUUUGCCAUACUUGAAGCCGCAAUGUCAUCACCAACUGCUUGUACUGAUCCUUCUGUUCGAGCAGAUUACCAUGCAUUAUUCACGGAAGCACAAGAUAUAGCUGAUUGCUUCAAUGAUAAGCAAAAAAAUCUAUUAACUACAUGGACAACUAGGGCGGUGAUGGCAAAUGACCUAUAUACUGAUGACAGUUUUGUGUUUUCAAAAACAGCAGGACGAGUAAAGGAAGCAAUAUCUAAUCUUCCAAUUGCAACUGAGGAUGAUGACAUAGAGGAAGCUGCAUCCCUGAAAGAUGAAAUAGAAACAGCAGAUAAUGAUGAUCCAAAUAAGCAGGAUGUGUCAUCAGUUGCUCAAUUGGAAGGAAAUAACAAGGAAGAUGAUGAUCCAUUUGGGCUUGAUGCUCUGAUUCCAAGCAAAGUGAAGAAAGAUGUACAGAUAAGGGGGAAGAAAGAUGCAGCAUCCAAGAAUGGGAACGAUGAAGAGGAAGAGACCAAGAGAUUUACCAAAUCACAGAGAGAAGGCUUGAUUAUUUGUCUAGAGAUUGCUGCGAAGCGUUACAAAACCCCAUGGUGCCAGACCGUUAUAGACAUUUUAGUAAAGCAUGCAUUCGAUAAUGUAGCAAGGUUUACUAGUCAGCAGAGGGAUGCCAUUGAAAAACUUUGGGCUUCCAUCCGAGAACAGCAUAUUCGCAGGAAGCAAGGGAAAUCUGUGAAUGGAAAACUUGAUGUGAAUGCAUUUGAAUUUCUACAGACAAAAUAUGCAAAUGAGAAGAUUAGUAUACGUCAUUCUGUUGGUGGCAGUGGGGAUCGUCGUGCCACACAGUGGCUUGGUUAAUACCUUGUUUUUUAUGUACCCUGUAUUACAACAUGGAAAGUGACCACUCUUACAGAUAAAGCAUAUUGAAAUAGAUUAUUUACUUGUAAUUUCAUUGUGUGUGCAUUUAGAAUCCUAUUGGGUAUUUGCUAGAUUUCUGAGAAUUGCUACCGUUAAUUGCCCAACAUCACUUCACUUAUAUACCCCUGCAUGGAUGAAUGACAAUUACAGAACAUUAUGACU
Molecule: messenger RNA, 1527 nt
Organism: Vitis riparia (riverbank grape)
Lineage: Eukaryota; Viridiplantae; Streptophyta; Magnoliopsida; Vitales; Vitaceae
Exons: 5
Coding region: 100-1305 (401 amino acids)
Source: RefSeq, a predicted model, not a curated record